AUGGUGUCAAACCCAGUGAUUGAGGGCGUGGCAGUCGUCACCCUGCGGGCACUGGAGACAGUGGAUGACGGCAAGGGGGGCCGGAAGCUGCCUGGCGCCCUGGGGCUGCUGCCGGCGGCCGUCCAAGAAGUCAUCCACCACUCGAGGACAAAGGGAUGGCGCAGCCUGUACGCCGGCCUGAAGCCGUCGGUGGUGGCCACCGCCACGUCGCAAGGGAUCUACUUUUAUGUUUACUCCCUGCUCAGGGGCUGGGCAGUGUCGGCGCAGUUAGCGGCCGCGCGGCGGCAGCAGCGGCAGCGGCGGCGGCGCGCGCGGGAGGAGGGGCUGCAGCUGCUGGCGGACGCAGAGGCCGCAGACGCGCACUCGGCGGCGAUCGGCGUCGGCGCGUCGCUGCUCGUGGCAGCCGCGGCCGGCUGCAUCAACGUCGUGCUCACGAUCCCGAUAGUCAUGCCGCGCCUCGCGCUCUGA
This is a messenger RNA of Monoraphidium neglectum, 468 nucleotides long. RefSeq lists its product as hypothetical. The record is from RefSeq and is a predicted model, not a curated record. NCBI's taxonomy places the organism in Eukaryota, Viridiplantae, Chlorophyta, Chlorophyceae, Sphaeropleales, Selenastraceae. The transcript has 5 exons. The coding region runs from base 1 to 468 and encodes 155 amino acids. Gene Ontology annotation, biological process: transmembrane transport; nucleotide transport.